Solanum lycopersicum (tomato) is the source of this 1765-nucleotide messenger RNA. Its product is annotated as dihydrolipoamide dehydrogenase precursor. Gene Ontology annotation, molecular function: dihydrolipoyl dehydrogenase (NADH) activity; flavin adenine dinucleotide binding. The record is from RefSeq and is marked provisional. Lineage: Eukaryota; Viridiplantae; Streptophyta; Magnoliopsida; Solanales; Solanaceae. Gene Ontology annotation, cellular component: mitochondrion; oxoglutarate dehydrogenase complex.
GAAAAUUGAAGCCGGAAAAAAUGGCGAUUGGGAGCUUAGCUAGACGAAAGGCUUCAACAAUUUUAUCUUCUAGAUAUCUCAAGUAUUCAUUUUCUCUUAGCAGAGGUUUCGCUUCGGGAUCCGAUGAGAACGACGUCGUUGUUAUUGGUGGUGGACCUGGCGGAUAUGUGGCGGCGAUCAAAGCGGCGCAGUUAGGUCUCAAAACUACCUGUAUUGAGAAGCGUGGUACUCUUGGCGGUACUUGUCUCAAUGUUGGCUGUAUUCCUUCUAAGGCACUUCUUCAUUCCUCUCACAUGUAUCAUGAAGCUCAACAUUCUUUUGCUAGUCAUGGUGUGAAGUUCUCUUCUGUUGAGGUAGAUCUUCCUGCUAUGAUGGCCCAGAAAGAUAAGGCUGUGGCUGGUCUAACACGGGGUAUUGAGGGUCUAUUUAAGAAGAACAAAGUGAACUAUGUUAAGGGCUAUGGUAAAUUCCUCUCCCCUUCCGAAGUUUCUGUUGACACCGUGGAAGGUGGUAAUACUAUUGUUAAGGGGAAGAAUAUCAUAAUUGCGACUGGUUCUGAUGUCAAAAGUCUACCUGGGUUAACCAUUGAUGAAAAGAGAAUUGUAUCAUCUACUGGAGCUUUAGCUUUAACUGAAAUCCCUAAAAAACUGGUUGUUAUUGGUGCUGGCUACAUAGGCCUCGAAAUGGGAUCUGUCUGGGGCCGCCUUGGCUCAGAGGUGACUGUUGUUGAAUUUGCAUCUGAUAUUGUUCCAACCAUGGAUGGUGAAGUUCGCAAGCAAUUCCAACGUUCUCUUGAGAAGCAAAAGAUGAAGUUCAUGCUUAAAACUAAGGUGGUGUCAGUUGACACUGUUGGCGAUAGUGUGAAGUUGACCCUUGAACCUGCCGCGGGUGGUGAGCAGACUACUCUUGAGGCUGAUGUUGUUCUUGUUUCUGCUGGUAGGGUUCCCUUCACUUCAGGACUUGGACUGGACAAGAUAGGUGUUGAAACUGACAAGGCUGGUAGGAUCUUGGUCAAUGAACGUUUUGCCAGUAAUGUCCCAGGGGUAUAUGCAAUUGGUGAUGUCAUUCCGGGGCCAAUGCUUGCUCACAAGGCAGAGGAGGAUGGUGUUGCUUGUGUGGAAUUUAUUGCAGGCAAGGAAGGUCAUGUGGACUACGAUUUGGUUCCUGGUGUUUGCUACACUCACCCAGAGGUGGCUUCCGUUGGGAAAACUGAAGAACAGGUUAAGGCCCUUGGAGUUGAUUAUCGCGUAGGCAAAUUUCCAUUCCUUGCAAACAGUAGGGCCAAGGCAAUUGACGAUGCUGAAGGUAUUGUAAAGGUAAUUGCUGAGAAGGGAACCGACAAAAUCUUGGGCGUCCAUAUUAUGUCAUCCAAUGCAGGUGAGCUUAUUCACGAAGCAGUCCUGGCUUUGAAUUAUGGAGCAUCGAGUGAAGACAUUGCUCGUACAUGCCACGCACAUCCUACAAUGAGCGAGGCUCUGAAAGAAGCUGCCAUGGCCACUUAUGACAAGCCCAUUCACAUGUAGAGGUAGCGUCAGUCAUAUCAUUGUUUUUUAUUUUCCUUCGAGUAUCUCAAAUACUUGAAGCAGAUUUUCUAAUUGCCAUAUCAAGUAUAUCUGGAACACAAGUUUCUUCCCCCUCUCCUCUCUUAAUUGGGUACACUCAAAACCACCUCAAAGUUCAUGUUUCUCUUCUGCAUAUUCAUUACUGUAAUAAAGAUACAAGUUGCAUGUCGAGUUUAAAUGCCAUCAAUGGUGAGUUUCAUUGA